This is a messenger RNA of Theobroma cacao (cacao), 450 nucleotides long. Lineage: Eukaryota; Viridiplantae; Streptophyta; Magnoliopsida; Malvales; Malvaceae. The record is from RefSeq and is a predicted model, not a curated record.
AUGGAUCCUGACGCCCCAACUCCAAGUGAGCUGAGAUUGAAGGAGUGGCUCUACUGGAUUGUUGUAGAUAUUCCUGAGGGACAUGAUGCUACCAAAGGUAUAGCUUUUCUAUUCUAUUCUUUGAUCUCCAAAACACUACUCUUAAUCAUAGAAGACGAGAGCAUAGAUUUUCAAAUUACUUUACAUGGGAUUUACAUGAUACAAUAUUGUGAUAUUGGGAAUACAGGAAGAGAGAUGGCGCCUUACAUGGGACCCCUGCCACCUACAGGAAUUCACAGGUGUAUUUUGGCUCUGUUUAAGCAGGAGAGAGCAACGGGGGGAGGGUGUCGACUCCCGGAUGCCCGAGCCAACUUCAUUACUCGCCAAUUUGCUGCUCAAAGCAGGCCGGGCCUUCCUUUUGCUGCAGUGUAUUUCAACUCACAGAAGGAACCCGCAAUGAAGAAACGCUAG